CAUCCAUGGGGCUAAAGUCAAAGGUUGAAUUUUUACUUGCCGACGAAAAGGAGACGAAAACUGGGUUGGAAGCUAAUUGAGGAGGAAUAUAGUGGGUGUGUUUAUUUAUGUUGUAGAUGCAUGGUCCAUGGAUCGAAUAACCUCAGUUGCCUCAUGAGUUGUAUAUUUCCACACAACUUGAUUACAUUCUGAUUGACACACCAUUGUCCCAGAAGACAAAAUGGUUUUCACCAAGAUAGCCAUCAAGGAGUCCGACAUUGUCAAACUUGUACUGGACUUCCUGAGCUCCAGAGAGCUGUUGAUGUCCAUGAGGACCGUGGAGAAAGAAAGUGGCAUUGUGAAUGGACUCUUCUCAGAUGAUGUAUUGUUCUUGCGACAUCUCAUUCUAGAUGGACAGUGGGACGAUGUCCUGGAGUUUAUUCAGCCGCUUGAAGGAAUCCCAAGUUUUGAAGAGAAAGUCUUCCGUUACAAGAUACUAAAGCAUAAAUACUUAGAAAUGCUGUGCAUGCAAAGUGAGGAUUUUCAGAAUCAAAUGGAGCUGUCAGCCGAGGAAGUUGCUAGUUGUCUGAAAGAGCUGGAACCCUACUGCCCUACAAAAGAAGACUAUAAUAAACUCUGUCUUCUCCUGACAAUACCACGACUAGCUGAUCAUGUUGAUUUUAAGAACUGGAGUCCAAGCAUUGCACGGAUGCAGUGUUUCAAUGAUGUUUGUCCACUGGUCAGUAAGUUUCUGCCAGUUGAUAAACACUUAACGGAGAAUGACUUUAAGUGUACUUCUGACCGUUUGGUCCAACUUCUGAUGAAAGGACUUUUGUUUGAAUCAUGUGUGGAAUUCUGCCAACAGAAAGCAACAUCAAGAAAUGCCAAGGGCAUAUCACAUACAUUGGAAAAUCUUUUGAAUGGAACCAGCUGUGAUGAUGCAGACCUCAGUCUGCUGUCCUGGCUUCAAAGUAUACCGAAGGACACAUUCGGAUGUCCCUUUGAACAACGCAGUUUAGAAAUUGACUGUGACAAACUAUUAAAACCCAAAACCUCCUGGUCAGAACAAAUUCUUACACCAAUGACUCCCACCCCAAUCAGAAGAGGCUCAUCUCCUUCUCCAUCUACACCUACUUUGUACCGUGGUAGGCCAUGGUCUGCAGGCCCACAGAGGCUUUCACAGUCUCUCACCCCAUCUAUGGAGGCUUUGAUGUCACAAGGACGUCGUGAGGAGGACUUGCGCGGUGGCUUAAAUGGCAAUCCAUUGUCUCACUCUUUCAGUAACUUUCACGUAAGUGGCGGCAGUGCAAGCAAACCAACACCACUCCCGAAGGUGACUGAAAGUGUUGAGAGAAGUCCACCAUCAAAUGAUGCUGCAAGGCUUAGCAACAGGGCAUCCCCGAUAUUGAGGCAUACCCCCCAGCCAAUUGUAGGUGAUCCUGUUGCAAAUUCCAUGCAGACCAUGUACCAGGAGCACCAGAUGCAGCGAAAGCAGUUACAGCAGCAAAUGGAAGCACAAGAGAGACGACGAGAUGCCCUGCAACGGGAGCUUAUGGAAAAUAGCAGUGCCAUCACCUCAGCUUCUGUGGUGGAGGGACCAACACAUGGAGCCUCAACACCUUACCAACAUCAAGCAAUAGAGGGUCGGACAUCAACUGGUGGAGUUACUGCAAACAACAGGAUAAACAAAAAUAUGACGCCAACACCAAAUCUGGAUGCACUGCUUUCCCCUCCACCUCCAACAAUGUUUUCUGUUACCCCACUCGGUCUGAACUCUAGUACCCCAAAAUGUAAUAGGGUAGACAAGAAUACAACCCCAGAACCUGAUGCAUCCCCAGUGUUACCCACUGCAUUGUCAUCUGGUUCUAAUCUCAAGCUUGGCCAUCCUUACAAUACACUGCCACCGAUGCAAAGCCUGGACACUUCGGCCGGGGAAAUCAUUGGGAAAGGUGGGAAUAUGGUGAACAUCACCUACAUAAGCCAGGGAAAAGAAACCCCACAAUUGGGCAAUGUUUCUCAACAUGCUCAAAAUGCUUGUCAGGAUUUAUCAUUCUGUACCAGCGGGAGUACCAAACAAUAAGUCGGAGUACAUCCCCCUGACGACUUUAGAAGAUGUGCAGGCCAUCAGAGCUAUAGCGUUCAAUACCACGGGCUCAAUGUAUGCAGUAGGAUCCAACUCAAAGACUCUACGAGUAUGUGCAUAUCCAACUAACAUUGACAUUACACCACAGCCACCAAAGCAACCGGAAGUGUUGUUCAAGCGGAACCGGCAUCACAAGGGCUCCAUCUAUUGUGUCACAUGGAAUCAUACUGAUGAUGUCAUCGCUACUGGCUCUAAUGACAAACUUAUCAAGCUGCUCAGAUUUAAUGCUGAGAAAUGCAAUGCAGAAGGCCCAGAUACUGAAUUAUCAAUGCAUGAUGGAACUGUGCGUGAUCUAACAUUCCAGCAAAACAGUCCACAUGGAACUGUGUUGCUGAGUGGGGGCGCUGGUAACUGCAGUAUCUAUGUUACUGAGUGUAACAAGGGAAGGUCACUCCAUUCACUUAGCGGCCACACAGGUCAUGUUCUUUCUUUGUAUGGUUGGGCAGGCCAUUUGUUGGCAUCUGGCUCCGAGGACAAGACCGUCAGGUUCUGGGAUCUAAGGUCGCCAAAGUGCAUCAACAUCGUUGGAAGUCCAGGAUCAGACAAAGGCCAAGGUAGUGCUGUUGCGUCAGUGUGUGUUGACCCGUCAGGCCGUUUGUUGGCAUCGGGCCAGGAGAAUGCCACUACGAUGCUGUAUGAUAUACGGGGUGCUCGUGUACUGCAGACGUAUCAGGCACAUAGUGAUCAGAUCCGUACCGUUAGAUUCUCACCGAGUGCAUACUACCUCCUUAGUGGUUCCUAUGAUAGUAACGUUGUUCUCUGUGAUCUACAAGGUGACCUAACAAAACCUCUGCCAAGUGCAGUAGCUGCAAGGCAUCAGGACAAAAUCAUUCAGUGUCGAUGGCACCCGCACCACUUCACGUUCUUAACAUCCAGCGCCGAUCGCACUGCCACGCUCUGGAACCACUGCAAGCCAUAGUGUGUACUACACUCCUUGUCGAUUGGCCAACUCUUUCUGAAUCAAAAAAUCACCUUCCAUAGACACAAUCUGAUGGGACCAUGGUAUUGUAACCCGUCUACAAACGAAUAUAUCUUAUGGAAUCCCUAACAAGUACAUUCUGAUUGGACAAUAUUGUCAUUACUGAUCCCUGAACAAGUAUAUUGGUUAAGGAUCACAAUGUCAACCGAUCUGUGCCGAAUAUUCUCACUCUUGGGAUAUCAUGCGAUGUUUAGAAGUAGUAUCAAGCUAAUCAUGUUCAAACACCAUGUUAUUGGUUAAGCCUGCUGCACAUGAGGGACCUAAUUGGGAUCAAAACUAUGUUUUACUGCUUAAGCCCUCUAUGGAUGAAGAAAUUUAGCUCAGUAUCAGCCUUGCAUACAAAUAAUUUAGCUAAACUAGUUUUUAUCUUUUAAAGCAGUGAGCAGAAUACCUACCACAUUUGAUGUGUGCACAUUCUUCAGGAAAAUGUUCAAAGCAUUGAAUUGACCAAGUAAAGUGCACAUUGUUAGCAAGUAUGAUGUACACAAUUUCAAGUAUGAAGUAUUAGCAAGUUUCUACUUACUGCGAUGUAAAUAUGUAUAUAUUGAAAAAAAAACCUUCCACAUUUGAAAAUACGACCUUAUAAAGGCAGGUAGCUAAGAUGGUAUUACGAUGACAAAUGUGCAAGGCAAGAAGCUGAGCUUUUGAUAAUAGAUGUACAAAUCAGACAGCUGAGGUAAAUUUCCUUAUUCAUAGUGGAAGUCAUACACUAGUAAAUGUAAUUAAUGUAAACAAUUGCAUUACAUUCUAAUAGUCAGCAAACGGCUUAUAAAUGACGAUGCCCAGCCAGCCAAUCGAGUCAGGAUGUUACAUUUUAAGCAGAAUGAUUAUGAUGGCAUCUAUUGAGUUGAAGAUAUAAACUUUGAUUUUAAUAUAGUCACAUGUAACAGUAACUUUAACAAUUUCUUAGUGUGUGUCUUGUUUAUAAAAUUAAAUAAUCAUAUAGCGAAAUAUGAAUAAUUUCGAAAUGGGUUACUACUAGGGAAUUUUAAGGCAGCUUUGUCUUGCACAACAGUUUCUCAGAGGGGCAUAUAGAGUUAAAGGUGGCAUGCUGCAUCAUAUCAAUUGUUCAAAGCUAAGGAAACCAAAAAUUCUGACAGCAAGCGGUGAGAAUUGCUUUAUUGAUUGUAUAACUGGGUAAUUACCAAAGAACUGUGAGGGCAGGCUUUGCUAGGCUUCACAUACAAUAUGUGACUGUGAGGGCAGGCUUUGCUAGGCUUCACAUACAAUAUGCGAGUGGGUUUUUUGUUCAGGGUUCAAUUAUAAUAUUCUUCUGAUGCAAUUUUUUUAUUGUGUAUUGUUCAAGAUGCAUUUCUUUUUGGAAUUUUUUUUAUAUAUUGGAUUAUAUUUGUGUGCAUCAAUUUGAUUUUUUCAAUUUUCGUAGAGUGUAGUUUUUGAAGAUUUAUCAGAAUAGAGUUUUUAUAAAUCUUGUCUUUCAGAAUUGCAUGGAAAGCAAAAUAUUAGUAUUUUCUUUGUGGUACAUUUCUAAACUUGCCUUUGUGUAUUACAUUGAAGAGCAGAAAAUGGUAUAUCAGGCAAUAGGCCAUUCCUUCUACAAGCAAAUAUGCUUUGAGGGCUAAUUUUCAACAAGACAUAGUUGUGCAAUAUUAUGAGAAAUAUUCUCUUGUAAAGUUGUCUGUAAAUAUGUGUUUUAUGUUUUAUAGUAUUGAAAUAGCUAUAGAGAAGUAUUUCAGAUUGUUUAUAAGAUAUUUAUUUAUAGCUAUAGGUUUCAAUAAUUUUGUCGUGCUUAAUUGAGUAGCUGAGCUGGUGUUUUUUUCCAUCAAAAAUUAUUACAGUACAUAAAUAAAGCUUAGCCGAUUUAUAAUUUUAUUAUAGUGAUAAUAUGAAAAGUACAAACAGUGGAGGAUCCAGGAGUUAUUUUUGCGUAGACUAGCUUGUACAGUAACUUUUCUUCCCCUCGUCUGUCUGCAACAGUGUUAAACUAACAUCAUAGUAACCCUAUAAAAAUGUAAUAUCAGAUUUAAGACCUGAACCACCCAGAGAACACUCAAAAACUAGUGUGCUAAUAUGAGAAUCAUAAUAACUAUCAUUUGCUUUCUAUAUUUAUUUUUGUGACAAUUAUGAAUUUUUGUUGGCUUAAGCCAAUUUAUGUCCCUUGCGUUUCACAAUGUUUAUACUGAUAAUAAUGCUAGCAAUAGUUUUGUGAACAAAUUUAGGUUUUACAAGUGCUGUAACCUGUCCUUCAAUAAUUGCCUGUUAGUGCUUGCUUCCUUCAUAUUACCCCACCAACUCAGCUUCUGGUAAAGAAAUUAUUAUAGGCAAUACAUAUUUGUGCAGAAAAUGCACAGUUUUUAUAACAAAUUUGUAGAGAAUUCAUGAAUGACAAAGUGAGAAAGAAGAAAAUGAUCAAAAUGACAAAAAUAGUACUUAAAACCUUUUGGUUUAUAUAUGAUAAUAAUGUUUGAUGAAUCUAUCAGUAUAAGUUUAACGAGUGAACAUUGCCAAGAAAGAAUAUGUUGGCUGUUUUUUCAGAGCAGAAGGUCAUUUAUUAUUUUGAAUUUAAACAUUAUAGAAUACCACAGUCAUGUCGUCACAACACCACAUAGCACCCCCUGUUGCCAACCAGAUGUUGGUUACCGUUCAUUACGCCUGAAUAGGCUUUCUGGAAUAGG
Molecule: messenger RNA, 5734 nt
Organism: Anneissia japonica
Lineage: Eukaryota; Metazoa; Echinodermata; Crinoidea; Comatulida; Comatulidae
Product: WD repeat-containing protein 47-like
Molecular function (GO): protein binding
Source: RefSeq, a predicted model, not a curated record